GUCGCGACUCUACGCAGCGACACAACACGCACAAACCAGAAGCAGCAAGGAAGGAGAAGAGCAGAGACAUGUCGUCCUGGACGCUGAUUGCCCAGCCGGCUUCAGCAGAGUCGCCGUCUGUUGAACAGCUCAAGACGGCACUCGAAAACAAAAGUGAUGCAGUCAAGGUCGACACCAUGAAGAUCAUCCUGACGCUCAUGUACAAUGGCGAGUCGCUCCCUGGUGUCCUCAUGCACGUCAUUCGCUUUGUGAUGCCAUGUAAAAGCAAAGCACUCAAAAAACUACUCUACUUGUACUGGGAGGUGUGCCCAAAACUCAAUCCAGACGGUAAACUCAAGCAAGAGUACAUUCUCGUCAUCAAUGCCAUCCGCAAUGACCUGCAGCACCCAAACGAGUAUGUGCGGGGUGUUGUGUCGCGCUUUUUGAAUAAGCUCAAGGAGCCAGAGUUGCUGGAACCGCUGGUACCCACAUGCAGACAAAACCUCGAACACCGUCAAGCGUAUGUGAGGAAGAAUGCCGUCUUUGCAGUCUACUCCAUCUACUCGCAUUCAGAGCACCUCAUCCCAGAUGCACCAGAAUUACUCUUCAACUUUUUGGUGGCUGAAUCGGACGCGACGUGCAAGCGGAAUGCGUUUGUUGCUUUGACCUUGCUCGAUCACGACAAGGCGUCCGAGUAUGUGGUGGACAACUACGCCAGUAUUCUGAGCAUGGAUGAGCUGAUGCAAUUGGCCAUUAUUGACUUUAUCCGCAAGGAUGCGAGCCUCAACCCAGAAAGCAAGAGCCAGUACCUCAAACUCGUCUCUGAGCUUCUGGAAGUGCAAACCAGCACGGUUGUGUAUGAGGCUGCUACUUCAUUGACUGCACUGACAACCAACCCUGCUGCCAUCCAAGCUUCUGCCUCCAAAUUCAUCGAGCUGAUCCUCAAGGAGUCUGACAACAACGCAAAGCUCAUCAUGCUGGACAAAGUCGAUGCGCUUCGCAAACAAAAUGACGGUGUCCUCGGCGAUUUCGUCAUGGAGUGCCUGCGUGUCUUGUCAACCCCUGACCUCGAGGUGCGGCGGAAGGCCUUGACGCUUGCUAUGGACAUGACGUCGUCGCGCAAUGUUGAGGAAGUUGUUACGAUGCUCAAGAAGGAACUUACAAAAUCAAUGGAGCAGGCCUAUGAGAAGAAGGACGAGUAUCGGCAGCUCCUCAUCUCUGCAGUGCACACCUGUGCCAUCAAAUUCCCCAAAGUCGCGUCUUCGGUGGUGUAUCUGCUCAUGGAUUUCAUCUCAGAGGUGAAUGUUGUGACGGCCACGGACAUCAUCAACUUCAUCAAAGAGGUGGUGCAGAAAUUUCCCGAGCUACGGCAGUCCAUUAUCGAACGGCUCCUCCUUACCCUUGCAGAACUCAAGGCAGCGCGUGUGUAUCGUGCGGCCUUAUGGGUGAUUGGCGAGUACUGCGACACGGAAGCUGAUAUUCGUGCUGCAUGGAAACAGAUCCGCGCGAGUAUUGGUGAGGUGCCCAUGUUGGCUGCUGAGCAGCGAUUGCUCGACAAGCAAGGAGCACCGGAAGAGGCAUCGACUGACCUCGUCACAGGCACAUCAAGCAAACCCCGCGUCUUGGCGGAUGGCACCUAUGCCACUGAAUCUGCCAUGACGGAUGCUGCAAAGGAUGCGAGACUCGAAGCCGUCAAGGCGAGUGCCAAGCCACCGAUGCGAGAGUUGCUGUUGGAGGGUGAGUACUUUUUGGGUGCCGUGUUGUCGGCUACCUUGGCAAAGCUCGUGAUGCGCUAUGCGGAAAUCUCAUCCGACCAGGAGCGAACGAAUGCAUUGCGCGCUGAAGCCAUGCUCAUCAUGGCGAGUAUCAUUCGGGUGGGUCAAUCACCAUUCUCUAAAUCACCGAUUGAUGAAGACUCGAUGGAUCGUAUUCUUGCGUGCCUCAAGUCAUUGACUGAUUUCCAGCAAGAAAAGGAGAUUGAAGGCGCCUUUUUGCAAGACUCGAAAGAUGCCUUUACCGCGAUUGUGGGUGUUGAGGAUUCUCGACGUGCUAAGCGGACUGAAGCAGACAAGGCGAAGGAUACAGUACAGCCGGACGAUGUCAUUUUAUUCCGACAAUUGGCACACAAGGGUGGCGCUGCGUUGGAUGCAUUGGAUGCCGACAUCAUGCAGGCUGCCGGACAUGACAUUGCACUUGAAGAUGUCAACUCGAAGCUCAACAAGGUGGUGCAAUUGACGGGAUACUCCGACCCCAUCUAUGUCGAAGCCUACGUCACCGUGCAUCAAUUCGACAUUGUACUGGAUGUCUUGCUCGUCAAUCAAACCGACGAGACGCUCCAGAAUCUGAGUGUGGAGUUUGCAACGCUCGGCGAUUUGAAAGUAGUGGAGCGGCCCAUCUCUCAGAGUCUCGGUGCGCACGCCUUCGCCUCUGUGCAGUCCACCAUCAAAGUCUCCUCUGUGGACAUGGGUGUCAUCUUUGGCAAUUGCGUGUAUGAUGACCCCAAGACCAAGGAGAGCGUGGUGGUGAUUCUCAAUGAUAUGAAGACGGAUGUCAAGAACUACAUCCAACCGGGCUUCAUCACGGAUGCCGCCUUCCGCACGAUGUGGACAGCGUUUGAGUGGGAGAACAAGGUGACCAUCACGGAGAACACCAUGGCGGAAGCACACGGCACGCUGGUGGCGUUCUUGAAAGCGUUGCAGGAGCGGACGAACAUGGCGUGCUUGACGCCCGAGGCUGGCCUCGAGGGGGAUUGUGGCUUCUUGAGCGUCAAUUUGUAUGCCAAGAGUGUCUUUGGUGAAGAUGCACUCGCCAACUUGAGUAUUGAGAAGCAUGGCGAUGAACCCAUUCAGGGACACAUUCGGAUUCGUGCUAAAUCUCAGGGAAUUGCACUGAGUGUGGGUGAGUUGAUUAACAAGAACAAAGACCGCUUGAUGUAGUCAUACAGAAUGGUUAUGCAGGUGCUAUGCUAUGCUAGAUGCUGUUACAAGUCAAAUACGUGGUCAAUCAAAGCC
Molecule: messenger RNA, 2990 nt
Organism: Protomyces lactucae-debilis
Lineage: Eukaryota; Fungi; Ascomycota; Taphrinomycetes; Taphrinales; Protomycetaceae
Product: adaptin N terminal region-domain-containing protein
Exons: 1
Coding region: 69-2915 (948 amino acids)
Biological process (GO): intracellular protein transport; endoplasmic reticulum to Golgi vesicle-mediated transport; intra-Golgi vesicle-mediated transport
Cellular component (GO): COPI vesicle coat; cytoplasm
Molecular function (GO): structural molecule activity
Source: RefSeq, a predicted model, not a curated record